Strongylocentrotus purpuratus (purple sea urchin) is the source of this 1938-nucleotide messenger RNA. It is a transcript of the gene tpgs1, whose product is annotated as tubulin polyglutamylase complex subunit 1. Gene Ontology annotation, biological process: protein polyglutamylation. The transcript is spliced from 9 exons. The coding region runs from base 447 to 1172 and encodes 241 amino acids. Lineage: Eukaryota; Metazoa; Echinodermata; Echinoidea; Camarodonta; Strongylocentrotidae. The record is from RefSeq and is a predicted model, not a curated record. Gene Ontology annotation, molecular function: microtubule binding.
CCCUGUGACUUGGUGAAAACUAGUACGAGAGGCAAGAGCGCUUUACCGGUACCCAAAGUUCCGCUACCACUGCACUACACAUUCGAAUUUCCGCCGCGCUUCCUUACACACCAGGGGCUCGUUCCUAGCCUCCCAUGUUCCAGCUCAGCCGAUGUACCGGGACCUGUCGCCGUGCCGACAAGCCAGCAAUGUGGCAUCACAUCGUCUUGACAACCUAACCUGUACCUGAAUUGAAUUAUAACUUUAGUAAGAAACAGACCGAACUGAAGAUCAGUGCCAUCACUUAUUAGGGCAAAGGAGGAAUUUAGAAUCAAGACCUCCACCAGGACCAGGGAGAAAAAAGAGACAUCAACUUCAAGUUCAAGCUAAAUUUAUUUUCUUCAAAAUGGCCGGAAGAUCAGAUGAUAAAAACCUAGAAAGCAGACGAGAGUACUUGGGUAAUAACAAUGCUGUGGUCUCAAAUAUUAUUAGAGAGAAGUCAUGUUGGAAAGUGGGUAAGAGAUUCCCUCUCAAAGAUUAUCGCUAACAGACCAGAGGAUCCCAUACAGUUCCUUGCAAGCUACUUUGAAAGUAUCCGGGAGAAGGGGAAUCGAGUGGUGAGGGCACAUCAAGUCCUGGUUCUCACUCAUCACAGUCGGUUGGCAUUUGAGGAUAAUGUAGCCACAGCAUAUCAGAUCUUGAGCACACCGUCAAGUUCUAAACAUUCCUUUGGUUUGACUGGAUCAGCAUACAAGGAAUUGCUGCGGACAAUUUUGAGGUUUGUUCCAGAAACUAUAGAAGAUGAUGUUAUGAAGAAGAUAAGCCCAAGAGACCAUGAAUUUAUUCCGCUUGAUGUGUUUCACCACGGCAUACUGACUGCAUUUGUACUCAAAGAUUUCUUGCAACAAUCAGAGGGUUUGCAUGCGUGUCUGGACUCGCAAUCGAAUGGUCAGGUCCCGCAGAUUCUUUGUGAAGCUGUUCUACAAGAGCUCAAAGAAUCUGUUACAACCACAUCUACGGAGCCUAUCUCAAUACUUCAAGCUGGAGCUAGGUUGAAUGAAGCUCAGAUAUUAGGCUGCUUAGAAGAGGCUGAAACUGAAGCAAAGUCCAGCCUCACUGGGUCCAUGUCAUCAGAUGAGUUCAUUAGACAUGCUUCUGACAUCUUCCUUGAAAAGGUGAAACCCAUCAGAUGAUACUUGAACCGUUAAGACCUAUCACAGGGAGAAAAGAGAGUCAUGUUGAUUGGCACAAGGAUGGUUUCAUUUCAAAGCUUGCAGAUUAUGUGAGUGUUUUAUUGUAAAUAUCAUGAAAUUGAAUGUGUGAAAAGGUGCAAUACUUUUAUACUGUCAGUGACUGUGUAGUGAUGUUAAGACAGGGGGGCCAAUCUCUGAUUAUAUCUUUAAAUUAAAAAGAGCCCCUUUUUGUUAAUAAUAUGGAGUGUGAAACGGGGCAUUAGUCACAAGGGGCACCUCUUGUCUUUAAUUUUUGGUAGAACAGAGGUGUAGUUUUUGAGAAAAUGAAACACUCCCAAUCAAAAUGUUGUUACUUUAACCUUUAUCGUUAUUUUUAGAAUCUUCAAAUUUAGAUGAUUUGGUGUGACAACCCCCAACCCCCCAUUUGGAUAUAGCUUUUACAUUCCAGUAUAAUAAUUUUAAACAAAAUUUCAAACCACACAUGUGGUCCGAUGAUUUCCGGCCAAAUCAGCAUUCCAGAAGUUAUAAGUAGCGCUACGGUUCAAGAGAUGUGUGUCAAUUUCUUUGUGCAAGCAUACGAAUAAUGCCAUGUCCAAAGAAAUUGUGAUCAGAAAGGGUUUAUGACUAACAAGCUAUUUUUUGUAUUGUAUUGUAUUGCAGUGUUUGAAACUCUUUCGUUUUCACAAAGUUGGGAUAUAUUGCAAGAGGUUAUGAAUCUGAAAAGAGUGUAAAAUAGGAUAUUUCAUAGUUCUGUCAUGGCUCUGUG